GACCACUUUGUUAUUGCGCUACGCCUUCUUAUCAUUAAUCGGUUUGCCAUACUUAAUUGAAACUGCCUUCUAAUUUAUGCAAUAACAUUAUCUGCGAGGUUUUGAGAAAUAGUGUUGACCCGUUCUGAAAUUUUGGAGUACAUAGGAAAUGUAGAAGUACUUCUGUGUACACACGGACUGACGGAUCGGGUCUUUAGGCAAUAAAGACGACGAUAAACAAAGUUGAGCCUCAAAGUACCGCCAUGUCGUCACCAGUAAUGAUGCAAAUUGUUAAUGGGCUGAAGUCCCGCAACCCUGAAACCAGGGCAAAAUCAGCAAAAGAACUGCAUCACUAUGUUACUACUGAGUUGCGGGAAGUGUCUGUUGAAGAAUGGACAGCGUUUAUGGAUGAGUUCAACAAGCACAUCCACGAAAUGGUUAACAGCAAAGACAUUCACGAGAAACUAGGUGGCAUUGCUGCCAUGAUAUGCUUGAUCAAAGGAGACGUUGGAAAAAUCAACACAAGAAUCAGCAGAUUUGCCAACUACCUCAGAAAUCUGCUCCCUUGUACUGAUAUAAAUGUGAUGCACAUGGCAGUCAAGACGAUGGGUCAAGUGGCACUGGUCUCGGGCACCAGUACCACAGAGUACUUUGAAUUUGAGAUGAAACGAGCAUUUGAGUGGCUUGCUGGAGACCGAAACGAACACAAGAGACUUGCAGCUGUGUUGGUCCUGCGGGAACUGGCAGUUUCAAUGCCCACCUACUUUUACCAGCAAGUGCAGCAGUUUUUCGAACUUAUCUUCAACGGUGUGCGUGACCCUUACAAAGCGAUCAGGGAGGGCGCCGUCGAGGCCAUUCGAGCUGCUCUUGUGGUCACUGCCCAGAGAGAGACGGCCAAGCAGGCGCAGAAACCACUCUGGUACAAGCAGUGCUACGAGGAAGUCAAAACAGGAUUUGAAGAGGCUGCCACUAAAGGCCGCAGUGGUAACUUGGAGGAAAGAAUACAUGGCUCUCUCUUGGUGAUUAAUGAGCUCAUGAGGUGUGGUCACACGGAGUGGGAGAAGCAGUACGAAGGGCUAAAAGACAGGAUCAAAUUCAAACCACCACCACCACAAAUUGACCAGGAAUUACUUGGGUUUGGGCUUCGAGUUCGAAUCACUCCUAGCUCCAAGUCUCCAGCUUCCUCUCAGCAGAAAAUCCACAGGCUGCAAGGCUUAAGUGAAAGCGCAGCCUGCCGCCAGCUAAUAGCUGAAAAUUUUGACGAGAUUUGCACUCAGGCUUUGAGCCAUAGAAAUUCCCGUUCACCGCACAUUCAGUCUGCGCUGCUGAAUCUGCUACCCAGACUUGCUGCAUUCAACAAAUCCAAGUUUUCAAAAGACCAUUUAUCCGUCACAAUGCAACAUUUACUGUUUUGUCUGAGGUCGAGAGACAAGGACAGAGCUCUUGCUUUCACAAUCAUUGGCUUGAUUGCAGUGGCGGUCGAGAAAGAUAUUUUGCCUCACCUGCCUAAGGUCAUGGAUUUGAUCAAAAUGGCGCUCCCUGCAAAGGAGGGUAAAAAGCGUAGCUCCACAACUGACACUCCAGUUCUCAAUAAGCGAAGAAACACCCAAGAGCCAGCUGUCCUCUUCUGCAUCACCCUUUUGGGCGUUGCCCUCCGCACCUCUCUAGAAGCUGAGGUUCGGGAUAUUCUGGAGCAAAUAUUGGCCACUGGGUUGAGCAGCGCGCUUACAACAGCUCUCCAAGAACUGGCUACUGCUAUUCCUUCUCUGCGACGGGACAUUUCAGAUGGUUUACUUAAGAUGUUGUCCUUGGUCCUGAUGAACCAGCCUCUUCGAUACGGCAGCUUGAAUCGUCAUUCUUCUCACUCUCCUCCACCUAUUUCACAAGACGCUGCCGAAAUUGAGAACAUGGUGCUUGCAUUGAGAACCCUUGGAAGCUUCAAUUUUGAUGGUCACUCGCUGCUGCAGUUUGUCAGGCAGUGUGCAGAUCACUACCUGGUUAGUGAUAACCAGCAGAUUCGGUUGGAGUCAGUUCGCACAUGUAGCAGACUAUUGGUCCUUGCUCUUGAAGGCCCACAAAUGCACGCGUUACAAGCCACUGUUGCUGAUGUGCUUGGGAAACUGCUUCUUGUUGGAAUAACUGAUUCAGAUGUUGAGGUUCGGUUCUGCGUGCUGGAGUCGCUGGAUGAAGCUUUUGAUAUGCACCUUGCCCAGGCAGAAAACCUGACCGCACUCUUUAUUGCCCUAAAUGACGAAGCCUUUGAGGUCAGAGAGCUGGCAAUGUGCCUUGUGGGCAGGCUGAGCAACAUGAAUCCCGCUUACGUCAAGCCAUCCCUACGAAUGACCCUCACACACCUCAUAACUGAGCUCAAGUACAGUGGCUUGGGCAGAAAUAAGGAGCAGGCAGCUCGACUUUUGAGUUUGAUGGUCAACUCUGCCCCUCGGAUGGUUCGCCCGUACAUGCAGUACAUUUUGAAUGUGCUUGUGCCCAAGUUGAAGGAGCCUGAGCAAAACCCGGGAGUUCUCCUUGCCGUUCUCACCUGCAUUGGCUACUUGGCUGAGGUCGGAGGAUCAGAAUUAGUGCCUUGGCUGCCAGAAAUGCUCUCUUUGCUGCUGGAGAUGCUUGGGGAUGGAAGUAGCAAUGAAAAGAGGAGUGUGUCUUUAUGGGUCCUGGGCCAACUUGUGGAGGCAACUGGAUAUGUAAUCGUACCCUAUACAGAGUACCCAAUCCUCCUGGACACCCUGCUUUCCUUCUUGAAAACGGAACAAAACCCAGCCAUUCGCCGUGAAACUCUACGCGUGCUUGGUUUGCUUGGUGCAUUGGACCCUUACAAGCACAAAAUGAACCUUGGCCAGAUUGACGCUCAGUCAGAUGCAGCAGUGCUGCUUUCAAUCACAGAUCAGUCAGAGGCUGAAUCGAGCCAAGAUUUGAGCACAAGUGAAAUGCUGGUCAACAUGAGUUCUUCGACCUUGGAAGAAUACUACCCAGCAAUAGCAAUUGCGACGCUGAUGCGAAUCAUUCGUGAUCCCACUCUGGCCCAGCAUCAUACCAUGGUCGUGCAGGCCGUCACCUUUAUUUUCAAGAGUCUUGGCAUAAAGUGCGUGCCCUACAUAGCUCAAGUGAUGCCUUCCCUCUUGCAUGUUGUGCGAGUUGCAGAAGCCAACUUCAGGGAAUUCCUCUUCCAGCAGUUGGCCCAGCUAAUCGCUAUCGUGAAACAACAUAUCAGGCCAUACUUGGACAAUAUUUUUGAACUCAUUAAAGAGUUCUGGAUGGUCAGCUCCAACCUGCAGUGCACCCUCAUUUUGCUGAUUGAACACAUUGCUGUCGCCCUUGGAUCUGAAUUCAAGGUGUUCCUUCCACAACUGAUACCCCAGAUCCUGAGGGUUCUGACCCACGAUAACAGCAAGGACCGACAGGUCACCCUGAAGCUUUUGGCAGCUCUUCAGAAGUUUGGUGGAACUCUUGAGGAUUACAUCCACUUGGUUCUGCCUCCAGUUGUGCGCCUUUUUGAUUCCACGGACUGCCCCGUUGCUGUUUGCAAAAUGGCGCUAGAGACUGUUGACGUGCUAUCAGAUUCGCUGAACUUUUCAGACUUGGCUUCAAGAAUUAUUCACCCACUUGUCAGAGUUCUGGACAAUAAUCCUGAUCUUAGGCCUGUGGCGAUGGAAACUCUUUGUGCGCUCGUCAUACAACUUGGAAGGAAAUACACAAUAUUCAUUCCGCUGGUACACAGGAACUUGGCAAAGCAUAAAAUCGCUCAUCAGAAAUACGAAGUGCUUGCAUGCAGAGUCAUAAGCGUAAGCUCUCGUAAAAAACUUGUGAGUCACUUUCUUAUGACAAUGAAAACACAGGAAACAAGUUCCUUAGAAGAAGAAGAACUCCUCUAUUCAAAAUCUGGACUCUCCAGGAGCAAAAACAGGGAAAACGAACUUUCCUCAAUGGACACAACCACGAUUAAAAAGUUAAGCAUGUCUGCUGCGGGAGCAGCUAAACUCCAAAAAGCCUGGGCGUCCACCAGGCGGGUGUCCAAAGAUGAUUGGAUUGAGUGGCUCCGACGAUUAAGUAUUGAGUUCCUGAAAGAAUCACCAUCCCCUGUGAUGAAAUCUUGCUGGGUGUUGGCUCAGACUUACUCGCAACUGCCGAGAGACUUGUUCAACGCUGCCUUUGUGUCUUGCUGGACCCAACUCACUCCGAGCCAGCAGGCCGAGUUGAUUCAGAGCUUGCAGCAGGCCCUGUUAGUUCCUGAUCUUCCAGAGGUCACACAAACCAUUCUAAAUUUGGCCGAGUUCAUGGAUCACUGUGAUAAGGGGCCUUUGCCGAUCGAUACGCAGAUUCUGGGUGAACGAGCCAUGCACUGCCGAGCAUAUGCCAAAGCUCUACAUCACAAAGAGGAAGCGUUCCACAAGGAGCCGAACAGCCAGGUGAUUGAAUCCCUUAUCUCCAUCAACAACAAGCUGCAACAAAAGGAGGCUGCCGCCGGUCUUUUGGAAUACGUCAUCACCCACAAAGCAGGUGCUGACGUGAAAAUCCAGGAGCGCUGGCACGAAAAACUACACAACUGGGAGAAAGCCCUGCACAUGUACGAGGAUAAGCUGAAAGAGAACAGUGAGGAUCUGGAGCUGUCUCUGGGACAGAUGCGGUGUCUCGAGGCGCUGGGUGAGUGGGGCCAGCUGCAUGAAGUGGCCAGCAGUCGGUGGGAACAGGUCGAGGACCCUGGGAAGCAUAAAAUGGCCCGAAUGGCCGCGGCAGCAGCUUGGGGUCUCAGCCAGUGGGAGUCGAUGGACCAGUACGUCACCUGCAUUCCCAGGGACACCUUGGACGGAGCGUUUUAUAGAGCAGUGCUGGCAGUCCAUCGAGGACAGUACACCGCUGCUCAGUUGCUGAUUGACUCGGCAAGAGAUCUGCUUGACACAGAGCUCACAGCAAUGGCUGGGGAGAGUUACCAGAGAGCUUAUGGAGCAAUGGUUUCCCUGCAAAUGUUGGCAGAGUUGGAGGAAGUUGUCCUGUACAAACUGAUUCCAGAAAAGCGCGGUCCCAUUCGAAAAAUGUGGUGGGAAAGACUCCAGGGCUGUCAAAGAGUUGUAGAGGACUGGCAAAAAAUCAUUCAGGUUCAUUCCCUUGUUGUGACUCCACAUGAAGAUGUCUACACUUGGCUGAAGUACGCGUCGUUGUGCAGAAAAUCUGGAAGGCUGAUGCUUUCGCACAAAACGCUCACCUUGCUGCUAGGAAUUGAUCCUAGCCUGCAGCCAGACCAACCGUUGCCUUCAAACCAUCCUCAGGUUACUUUUGCCUACACUAAACACAUGUGGAUGUCUGGUCAGAGAGAAGAAGCAUUCAAUCAACUGCACAGAUUUGUACAGUCAACCCUGAAUCCGCUUUCGAGCCAGAUUUGCCCACAAGAAGAUGCUAAAAUGCAGGACCGAAGACGCCGACUUUUGGCCAGGUGUUACUUGAAGUUGGGCGAGUGGCAAGAAGCCAUUCAAGGGAUCACAGAAGAAUCAAUUCCUGCUGUACUGCAAUACUACUCUGCCGCAACUGACCAUGAUAGUGGCUGGUACAAAGCCUGGCAUGCUUGGGCUUACAUGAACUUUGAGACAGUUCUCUUCUACAAACAACAGCUGCUGCAGCAACAACAACCGCCACCACCACCAACACCACCACAGAUUACAGAAUUAAGCUCUCAGAAGUCUAUGACAACUGAAGCGUUGAUGGACAUAACAAAGAAUGCAGUGCAAGGUUUCUUCCGCUCGAUUUCUCUGUCGCACGGCAGCUCACUGCAAGACACACUACGUUUGCUUACUCUUUGGUUUGAUUAUGGCCAGUGGGCACCUGUUUAUGAGGCCCUUGUUGAGGGCAUCCGCACAAUCGAAAUCAACACCUGGCUUCAAGUGAUUCCCCAGUUGAUUGCCCGAAUAGACACUCCGCGCGCCCAGGUUGGAAGACUUAUCCAUCACCUACUCAUGGACAUCGGCAAACACCAUCCUCAGGCCCUGGUGUAUCCACUCACGGUGGCUUGCAAGUCCGCGACAACAGCUCGCAGAAAUGCUGCCAACAAACUGUUGAAGAAUAUGUGCGAGCACAGCUCUAGUUUGGUGCAGCAAGCUAUCAUGGUGUCGGAUGAACUCAUACGUGUUGCCAUUUUGUGGCACGAACUUUGGCACGAGGGUCUGGAAGACGCCAGCAGGCUGUACUUUGGAGAGCGUAAUGUCAAGGGAAUGUUUGAAAAACUGGAGCCCCUGCACACCAUGAUCCAGAAAGGUCCGCAGACUCUAAAAGAAACUUCAUUCACACAAGCAUAUGGCAGGGACCUGCAGGAUGCUCAAGAAUACUGUAACAGAUACAAGGUGUCUGGCAAUGUUAGAGAUUUAAACCAGGCGUGGGAUCUUUACUACCACGUAUUCCGACGCAUUUCCCGGCAGUUGCCGCAAUUAGUUACCCUGGAGCUGCACUAUGUCUCGCCAAAGCUGCUGCUCUGCCAGGACCUUGAGCUGGCGGUGCCUGGCUCAUACAAUCCUGGUCAGCCACCAAUCAGAAUCGCCAGCAUUGUGCCCUCCCUGAGUGUGAUUUCAUCAAAGCAACGGCCAAGAAAAUUGAGCAUCAAAGGCUCCAAUGGAAAGGAGUACAUGUUCUUGCUCAAGGGCCAUGAAGAUUUGCGACAGGACGAGCGAGUCAUGCAACUCUUUGGGUUGGUUAACACCCUGUUAAUCAACGACCCAGACACAUUCAGGAGAAAUCUCACCAUUCAGCGUUACGCUGUUAUCCCGCUGUCAACAAACAGUGGUCUCAUCGGCUGGGUUCCUCACUGCGACACUCUCCAUACUUUGAUCAGAGAUUACAGGGAGAAAAAGAAAAUUCUACUCAACAUAGAGCAUAGAAUUAUGCUUCGGAUGGCUCCUGACUACGACCACUUGACCCUCAUGCAGAAAGUUGAAGUUUUUGAGCAUGCGCUGGAACAUACUCAAGGAGAUGACCUUGCGCGUCUCCUUUGGCUCAAGUCGCCUUCAUCAGAGGUUUGGUUUGACCGACGCACCAACUACACGCGUUCAUUAGCCGUCAUGUCCAUGGUCGGCUACAUCCUUGGUCUAGGCGACCGGCAUCCUUCCAACCUCAUGCUGGACCGAUUGAGUGGGAAAAUUCUGCACAUCGACUUCGGCGACUGCUUUGAAGUGGCCAUGACCAGAGAAAAGUUCCCGGAAAAGAUCCCCUUUAGAUUAACUCGAAUGCUGAUCAACGCCAUGGAAGUGACUGGCAUUGAAGGCACCUACCGCCGCACCUGCGAAUCGGUCCUCAAUGUUUUGAGGUGCAACAAAGAUAGUCUGAUGGCUGUUCUUGAGGCAUUUGUCUAUGACCCACUGCUUAACUGGCGCCUAAUGGACAGUGCCACGACAAAAACUAAAACUACCCGAUCAAAAACUGGUGAGCCAUCAGACAUGCUGCCUUCAUCCCAAGAAACAGCUGAAAUGAUAGAUGAUAAUUCCAUUAGUCUGGGUGUAUCGCAAGCAACAACCAAGAAAAAUCUGACCGGAAGCCUGGACAAUGGAGAGGAGGGCGCUCAAAAUAAGAAGGCUCUCCAAAUCAUAACCAGAGUCCGAGAGAAGCUAACAGGCCGCGAUUUCUCGCACGAAUCUGAGGUGCUUACUGUUCAACAGCAGGUAGACUUGCUGGUGCAGCAGGCCACCUCAAACGAAAACCUCUGCCAGUGUUAUAUUGGAUGGUGUCCGUUUUGGUAAGGCUUGUUGAAAGAUUGAGGAAAAUGAUUAAAUUGCGCUUCAUAGUUGAUUUUAUUACUUUUUAUGAUGUACAUGUUGCGUUGAAGUUUGUAAAAAUAAAACACGUUUGUGACUUCAAAUAAUA
Messenger RNA from Cloeon dipterum, 7833 nucleotides. RefSeq names its product serine/threonine-protein kinase Tor (gene Tor). Gene Ontology annotation, molecular function: protein serine/threonine kinase activity; protein binding; protein-containing complex binding. Gene Ontology annotation, biological process: TOR signaling; protein phosphorylation; negative regulation of macroautophagy. NCBI's taxonomy places the organism in Eukaryota, Metazoa, Arthropoda, Insecta, Ephemeroptera, Baetidae. The transcript is spliced from 28 exons. Gene Ontology annotation, cellular component: TORC1 complex; TORC2 complex; nucleus. The record is from RefSeq and is a predicted model, not a curated record. The coding region runs from base 243 to 7709 and encodes 2488 amino acids.